CUUUAUUUUUAUUUUUACUUUUCUUUCUUUUUUAAUCUUUUCUUUUGGAUUCCCGAUUCCCGACCCGAACAGCAAAACCUCAUCUUUACAGCCAAGCCGCUUAGUAUUCUUAUUUUUCUCUUCCAUCCAGCUGCACAGCGACAUCAGCAGAUACUCUAGAGUGUAUGGAUCCAAUUCAUUUCCAUCGUCUAUUCUGCCUUUCUCUAUAAAUUAAUAAACCUUGGCCAUGAAAUCUCAUUCUGGAUUAGAGCUUGAGACCUUUCUCAUCGGUAGUGUGGCGUCGUCGGAGUCUUAGCAGAUUAUUAUAUUUCUCCUUUUAUACCUAUUAACUUUCAUAAAAAGUGCGCUUGUAAUACAAGUAAACUGUAACAUACUUUUUUAAAAGCCUGGAUAAUUUUUGCGUAAACGGUGCUAAUAGUGUUUUAUGAACAUUGUUUUUUUUUUUUUAAAAGCUAUGAUCCCAAAAUAUUAAUAUCUGUGGAUGAAUUCGAAGUGACGUAUAAAAUAUGUUACAAUUUUAAUAAAUUAAAACAUCUUGAAGUGUUCAAACUAAUAAUUCAAAUUUAAAAAAAAAGAAAACAUUAAACUAACAAAUAAUCGUAUUCCCGGUCUUAAAAUGCAUAUUUUCAAUUGCUGUGCGGUCUUACUCUGGAUGUCAGCAAGCUAUGUUCCUUUGUUUGCAGAUUCCAGAAUCAAAAUAAUCACUGCCACUGAUAGUCUCAAGGAAACUAGACUCAAUAAUUUGUAUUCAGAGCAUGUGGAUAUCUCGUCAGAGCAUUUCUCUACUGCCAACUCAAAUACCUCUUCGUCAGAUGAUCUGCCAACAAAAGACACAGGAAACGAAUUAGCGAUGGUGCAGCGACAAAACCGUGCUUCGGCAGCCAGCUGCCCACGAUCUUGUCCGCCAACAACCACCAUUCAAGCAGAACCUGUUUGUGGCUCAGACGGUCUGAUCUACGCCAACAUCUGCGAAAUGAAAAAGAAAACAUGCUCUAGAAAUGGAGCGAAUGGAGUGCUGAAGGAGGUCAAGGAAGGCUGUGAACGUGCAAAGGGCUCCGAUUGCAAACAUAGAUGCCCAUCUGAAAAGGACCCUAUAUGUGGCACAGAUGGAAGAACGUAUCUGAAUAGGUGUAUGUUAAGAGUUCAAGCAUGUCGAGUUGGGAUAGCUGCUGUGUCUAUUGCACAUGUGGGCCCUUGCAGCAACACAAGUGCUGUUCGUGAAUCGUGUCCAGUUGAUUGCAAGAGUGCUCCAAAGGAUGGCCCAGUUUGUGCUUCUGAUGGAAAUGUGUACAAUUCGACUUGUGAAAUGAAACUUCACACCUGCGGCCAAGGUGUGGUAAAAACGUCUCGCAAACACUGCCAGUCAACUAGAAUGUGCCGUGAAUCGUGUUGGCGUGUAGCCAGGCCAACCUGUGGUUCGGAUGGUCGUCUUUAUGCUAGCCCUUGCAAAAUGCGGUCAUCAAACUGUGGCAAACACAUUUUCGAAGUGCCGCUUUCAUUUUGUAUGUCACAGGAACGUAAUGGUAAUCAAAUAGACAACUGUCCCACCGAGUGUCCAAAAACUGAGUCACCUUCUCAAUAUGUGUGUGGAAGUGAUGGAAGUAUAUAUUCCUCACUUUGUGAACUCAAGAUGUUAAAUUGUGGACCCCAAAGGAAGGCAAUCCAAAAAAUUAGCAUGGACAAAUGUAAAAACCGUUUCAAUCGCUGCAAACAACUACCACCCUGCAAAGAUUUUAACAAUUUGUAUGGAUCGAUUUUCUCUUCCAAACAAAACGACAAACUUUGUGGAACUGAUGCUAAGACUUAUAAUAACGAAUGUGAACUUGCACAUGCAACUUGUCUACGUGGUGUUCAAUUGGCUCACAUCGGUCAAUGUACUGAUUUGAAAACAUCUUCUAAGGACUGCGGCGAGCGUUGCACUUACGAAGACGUUGAAAGCGGUCCCAUUUGCGGCUCAGAUGGCAAUACGUUCCCGUCGAUGUGUGAAUUCAAACGAAGAACCUGUCAUUUACGCGUGGUACCGGUUUCCCUUAAGAACUGCCCUCUUACCGAGCAUUGCGAUUCAGACUGCGAUGCUCAACCCCCCAACUUUGUGUGUGGAUCCGACAACAAAUUCUACAAAUCAGAGUGCCAUAUGCGCAAGGAAAAUUGUGGCAAACAUGUUUUCGUUGUGCCAAUAAAACGUUGUCUCUCAUCAUUCCAGUUCAAAGGAUGUGCCAAAAUAUGUCCCAAGGAGUUCGAACCUGUUUGUGGUACUGAUGGUAUGACCUAUUCAAAUGAAUGUUUUCUAAGUAUAGAAAACUGUCGACAAACAGCAGCUCCUGUUAAAAUUAAGCACUUUGGAGCUUGCGGAAGACCAGAAGCUCCUUCGACCAAUUAUCUUUAUUAAAAUUUCUACCAAGUAAGUAUGUAAGUUAAAUAAAAAUGAUUAGUGUAAAUAAAUAUAGUUAUUUCGACUGGAAAACAAUUCAAAUAUCUGUGGUUCGUUUUAUUUUUGUAACGUAGCGACGCACGGUUAUAUUUUAUUUGUGAAAUAUCAAAUAAUAUUUAUAAUACUAUUAAUAAAUGG
This is a messenger RNA of Eupeodes corollae, 2569 nucleotides long. Its product is annotated as serine protease inhibitor dipetalogastin. Gene Ontology annotation, molecular function: protein binding. NCBI's taxonomy places the organism in Eukaryota, Metazoa, Arthropoda, Insecta, Diptera, Syrphidae. Gene Ontology annotation, biological process: multicellular organism development; cell differentiation. The coding region runs from base 617 to 2389 and encodes 590 amino acids. The record is from RefSeq and is a predicted model, not a curated record. The transcript has 6 exons.